UUUCGGCAUCCUUUGUUAACCUCCAUGAAUGAAUGCUUAUAUCCCCUUUUUAUUCUAUAUUUAUUAUGUCGCUAUAAUUAUAAUUCCGUAUCGUAUUAUAUUAAAAAUUAUCCGCAAACUGUAUAUGUAGAUGUAGUCUGCACAAUAUAAAAAAAGCACCAGAUUCGGAAAAAUUAUUUGUGCAACCAACACUAAUGCUGCGGAUCUGGUGAUGCAGGAGAAGAUAAUUGCGUUUUUCCUGAUAUAAGCUUAAUUUUCAAACACACCACAUUUCUCAUUGUUGUAAAAGGUUUUAAAAUGGGUUUAAAAAUCAUAACUUUUCGUGGUAUUCGUUAUAUUUAAUAAUUUAUUGAUUACAAGUAAUUUAGUAUAUGAUAAGUGUUAAAUCUAAUAUAUAAUUAUGAUUGCUUCUAUCUUAUUACCUAGUGAUAGUGAAAGUCGUACGACAGAUCCACUGCCAGUAGUUUGGCCUCCCCCUGCACUUCCUGUAACUACAGCUUAUGCUUUUAAUAAAAUCUUCGAUAUACCGUGCAAGUAUGUGAUUUCCAAUCGUAAGUUGGGUGAUGGAACUUUUUCGUCAGUUCAUGAAUGUAAGAGUACGGUAACUGGUAAGCAUUAUGCGGCAAAAUUAUAUAACAAACGUACAGUAUGGGGAUAUGAAUCGAUGCUACAAAAUGAGUUCGAUACUUUAAAGAAGGUUUCACAUGGACACCCUAAUGUCCUUAGUUUGGUUGAUUACUUUGAAACUCCUGAAAGCUUGUACUUGAUAACAGAUUUAGCCAGAGGUGGCGAAUUAUUCGAUCGUAUUGCCGAAAGAUCACAUUUAGAAGAAGAUGAAGUUAAGGCAAUAACUUAUACUUUGGUGUCAGCCGUCGUAUAUUUACAUUCAAAGAAUAUUGUUCAUCGAGAUAUCAAGGCUGAAAAUAUCCUUAUACAACCCAACCGUGAGCUCACAUUAUCAAUAUCAUCUAAAUUAUUGCUUGUUGAUUUCGGUUUCGCUCGGAAAGUAGAGCCUCCUACUUCUAAGAUCCAUGAGUUGGCAGGAACUUUAAGUUAUAUGGCUCCUGAAUAUUUUGAUAAGUAUAAAGGUCAUAGCCUUCCAGUUGAUGUUUGGGCUAUUGGAGUUCUAGUAUAUUUUAUGUGUUGCGGUUAUAUGCCAUUUGACUGCGAGACUGAUGAUGAAACAAAGGAAGCUAUACAGAAAGGUGAUUAUAGUUAUGAACCUGCCAGUUAUUGGAGUCAUAUAUCUCAGAGUACUAAAGAUUUUAUAGACAGUUGUUUCGUGGUCGAUCCAGAUAAUCGUCCAACAGCAGCUCAAUUAUUGGAGUCGCCAUUCUUGAAGUCAGCUAUGCCUCGUAGCAAGGUUUCUACCAGUGCAACAUUAGACGGUGUGAGUAGGAAAUUAAACUCUCAUAUUCAGCGGAUUGGAACUCAACCAACCUCACAAACACAACUUCUACAAAUCCCCAGUAGAUAUCCUAGUGGGAUGAGAGUAAGUACCAGUACUAAGGGAAGCUUGUCUCAUUCAUCAUCUGUAUUAUCACAUACUAAGACAAUGACUAGUGCCCUGUCUAAAUCUAUAUCGUCUAUUGUAUCAUUAUCUUUUUCAGAGGUAGAAUCAGCACUUGAAGGUGCACGCUGUCUCUCUCCUGAUUCAGUUUCUCGAUUCAGUACACCAGUACUGUCGGCACCAGGAUCUAGAAACGGUUCUGUUGAAAACUUUAUGAUGUUUCUUAAUCAAACAGAAAACAACCAAUUUGAACAUGUUGAAAAUAUAGCACCUCAUGACGAUGCACCGACAUUCUAUUUAUAAAAUAAUUUAUAGACGUUAUUGAUUUACUGCUGUAAAAAUGUAGAUUGCUGCAAACUCUAAAAUAUUUUAGCGAUUGAUGCCACACUGAAAGGGUGCGGAUUACGAUCAGACACCGACACCGACACCGAACGCUAAUGACACAAAAUUUGAUAAGAAAAAGAAAAAAAAUAAAAAUAAAAAUAAAAAUAAAAAUAACAGACAAAAAGUAUUCGAAGGAAU
This is a messenger RNA of Scheffersomyces amazonensis, 2032 nucleotides long. It is a transcript of the gene CMK1, whose product is annotated as protein kinase. The transcript has a single exon. Bases 401 to 1813 code for a protein of 470 amino acids. Gene Ontology annotation, molecular function: ATP binding; calcium/calmodulin-dependent protein kinase activity; calmodulin binding. Gene Ontology annotation, biological process: cellular response to oxidative stress; protein phosphorylation. The record is from RefSeq and is a predicted model, not a curated record. Lineage: Eukaryota; Fungi; Ascomycota; Pichiomycetes; Serinales; Debaryomycetaceae.